Molecule: messenger RNA, 1116 nt
Organism: Glarea lozoyensis ATCC 20868
Lineage: Eukaryota; Fungi; Ascomycota; Leotiomycetes; Helotiales; Helotiaceae
Exons: 5
Coding region: 1-1116 (371 amino acids)
Source: RefSeq, a predicted model, not a curated record
AUGGAUCCAGCAGCACAAGCGGCUUUGCUUGCCAACCCUCCGUAUCCUGAUGAGAAUAUCGGACAUAGAUACAUAGUGACACUCAGCGUUACUUUCUUCUUCGUCCUAUUGACUUUGGCUUUGAGAUUGUAUACUAGAAUCAACAUCACCAAAUCUCUGGGUUGGGAUGACUAUACCGCGAUACUAGCGACGCUCUUCGCGGUCGUCAAUCUAAUCUUCCAAUCUCUAAACUACCACAAUGGCGGAGGUCGUCAUGCCUUGUAUCUCAGCAUGGAUCAGCUCAUCCAGGCUGUCAAGUACUCCAAUCUGGCCAUGAUACCAUUCAUCUUCUGCACGAUGUUAACCAAGAUCUCAAUUGCCAUCAUGGUUCUCCGCUUGAUCAAUAUCAAGGGUAUGAAAUACUACAUGUAUUUCAUGAUAGGCAGUUUGGUAUUGGUCAAUGGAGCCGCAAUUGUGAUCAUCUUCUCAUUUUGCAGACCCACUUACGCGUACUGGGAUAUCACUGUUGUCAAGCCACACUGUUGGAGUAAGAAGGUUUUAGAGACGGCUUCGAACGUUCAGGGAGCAUGGUCCAUUUUCACCGAUCUCGUCUGCACGUCCGUCCCAAUCAUCAUGAUCUGGCGACUCCAAAUGGCGCGAAACUACAAACUCGCCGUCUCCUUCCUCAUCGGCUUCGGUCUCAUCACCACAAUCUGCAGCGCCGUCCGCGUCGAACACUACAUCAAACUCGAAGCCAACACGCACUCGGGCGAUUCCACCUACGACGACGUCUCCACCAUCGUCUGGAUCUCCCUCGAAGAAAACAUCGGCCUCAUCUCCAUGAACCUGCCGGCCCUCGGCAAGCUCUUCAAGCUCGCGCAAGACAAGAUCUCAGGUAGCAUGCGCUACCUCCUAUCUGGCAGCAACAGCAAAACCACCAAAUCCGAGGGCUAUUACUCGUCGAAGGGCGGGAGCAAGAAUACCGGGAAGACGGACUCGAAUAUUGAGAUGGUGGGGAAUCGGAAUGAAAAGGCGAAUCAUAGGGAGAGGGAGAGGAGUUUGGAGGAUGGUGAUAGUUAUGAUUUUAAUACUGUGGAUGUUAAGGGGCAUGUUAGGAUGGCUGUUUCGCCGGCUUAA